AUGUCGUCGGAGCGGAACAGCGCGUCUGUGCCGGUCGCCAGCUCCGAACAGCAGCAUGUCUCGGUACACCAUGCUUCCGCUUCUCCCGUGCAGCGCUUGAUCCGUCGCCUGGAAAUCUACUCGACCCAGAUUCCGGACUACUAUGUGACGCCCUUUUGCGGCGCCAGCGCCGGCGUGGCGUCGGGCAUCGUGACAUGUCCGCUCGAUGUGAUCAAAACGAAGCUACAGGCGCAGGGGGGCUUUAUGCGGAGGCGCGGUCCGCUGGCGGAGUCGUCGAGGUUAUACCGGGGCAUGAUUGGGACGGGAAAGAUGAUCUGGCGCGAGGAAGGCAUUCGAGGCUUGUACCAGGGGCUGGGGCCGAUGCUGCUCGGUUACCUGCCGACGUGGGCCGUGUACCUGACGGUAUAUGACAGGUCGAGGGUCUUUUUCGAAAGAACAACAGAAAAUUGGUGGCUCGCGCGAAUGUAUGCGUCGGUUACAGCCGGAGCAUGUUCGACGGUGGUGACGAAUCCGAUAUGGGUGAUCAAAACGAGACUGAUGUCUCAGCGAGUGAGAUUCAACAGUGACGGAUAUGGGGUUCCGUGGCACUAUCGGAAUUCAUGGGAUGCGGCUCGCAAGAUGUACAUGACAGAGGGGAUCCGGGCGUUCUACUCUGGGCUGACGCCCGCUCUCCUGGGGCUGACGCAUGUGGCCAUCCAAUUCCCACUGUAUGAGUACUUUAAGAUGGCAUUCACGGGCUAUGGCAUUGGCGAGCAUCCCGAGGAGGGCAGCUCGCAUUGGGUCGGCAUUUCACUGGCGACCUUCCUGAGCAAGGUGUGCGCCAGCACCGCGACGUAUCCGCACGAGGUGCUCCGGACGCGGUUGCAGACCCAACAGCGAUAUCCGCCGGCGACGUCACCGGAGGAGAUUACAUUCCGGGGCGGCAUAGACCGGCCGGGCGACCACGGACGGCCGCCGGGGGCGGCGUCAUCGGAUGGGAUGCCCAACCGGCCUCGGUAUACGGGCGUUAUCCGCACCUGUCAGACGAUCCUGCGUGAGGAGGGGUGGCAGGCAUUCUAUUCGGGGAUCGGGACGAACCUCAUCCGGGCGGUACCAGCGGCGAUGACGACGAUGCUCACGUACGAGUACCUGCGGAAGCUGAUUACGCAUUUACAGCACGAGGGCGAGCGGUACCUGGGCGAGCUACAGCUGGAGAGGAAGGAGAGCGAUAUCCUUGUGAUGGCCGAUCCGGAGGAGCGGUAG
Molecule: messenger RNA, 1242 nt
Organism: Rasamsonia emersonii CBS 393.64
Lineage: Eukaryota; Fungi; Ascomycota; Eurotiomycetes; Eurotiales; Trichocomaceae
Product: Mitochondrial carrier protein
Exons: 2
Coding region: 1-1242 (413 amino acids)
Biological process (GO): pyrimidine nucleotide import into mitochondrion
Cellular component (GO): mitochondrion
Molecular function (GO): pyrimidine nucleotide transmembrane transporter activity
Source: RefSeq, a predicted model, not a curated record